UUGCAUUGUCCACUCACAAGAUGGCACGCUCUUUUGCUCUGCUGCUGGUGUUCGCGUUGAUCGUAUCUACUUUGGCAGCACCAUCUAAACCGAAGGAAGAAGAAAAUGAAGAGGAAUAUGAUGAUGAAGAAUAUGAAGAUGGAGUAAAAGCUGAUGAUGGAAGUAUUGGAAUUUUAGGUAUAAGUGGUGGUACGUUUGAUGCAGGCAGUUUCAGUAUUGGCCAUGGGGGAGACAGUCAAGGGGACGGUGACGGUGGACACGCUGGCAACCAUGGCACCAACUCAUAUGGUGGAUCUGGAGGCGAUAAGGGCCAUAAUAAUUAUGGAAAGAAGUAGUCUAGGCCCAAUGAAUAAAUAAGUAGUCAGCUACAGUUUUAUAUCCACUCAAUUGUCUUCACAAAAUUGUGUGGUAUGUAACAGUUGUUUGUAGACGGUAUUAACAACUCAUUACCAGAUUCUGUUUAAAAAAUUCCAUUCAAAAGUUGUCUGUAAGGAAUUGCUAUGUGUGAUAAAACGCCCGAUAAUCAAAUUAAUAUUAGGUACAAUGUAAACGAUUUUUUUCUAUAUGUAAGUUUAAAAUAAAUAAAUAACACUAUUGUAAAUAUAUAAAAACAUUGAUAGUUAUAAUUGUUCUUCGUUUUGAUUACUAAAAAUAAAUAAAUGAAUAAAAAAAAUAAGCCUUUAUUACUGAGGUUACAAAUUUACAAUUUAGUUUAUAUUACUAUACAUGUAUACAUGAUUACUAUACUCUACGUGAUGUAUAUAUAGUAUAGUAAUAUAGUAAAUUCGUUCUGAUUACUAACGAUA
Molecule: messenger RNA, 806 nt
Organism: Spodoptera litura
Lineage: Eukaryota; Metazoa; Arthropoda; Insecta; Lepidoptera; Noctuidae
Source: RefSeq, a predicted model, not a curated record